Drosophila elegans is the source of this 1407-nucleotide messenger RNA. RefSeq names its product glyoxylate reductase/hydroxypyruvate reductase. Gene Ontology annotation, cellular component: cytosol. Gene Ontology annotation, molecular function: hydroxypyruvate reductase [NAD(P)H] activity; NAD binding; hydroxypyruvate reductase (NADH) activity. Lineage: Eukaryota; Metazoa; Arthropoda; Insecta; Diptera; Drosophilidae. The transcript has 4 exons. The record is from RefSeq and is a predicted model, not a curated record. The coding region runs from base 417 to 1400 and encodes 327 amino acids.
AUGUUUUUAAAUUCAAAAAUAUAAUGUUAUUUUCUAUUAUUUUUUCAUAGAAAGUUCACUAUAAAAACUUUCUAUGCAUUUCGUUGUCAGUUUUUCAGGUGAUAAGUGCUUCCAUUAUCUAGUACUCUAUAAAAGUCUGCCACCAGAGCUAAUAGUUUGUCAGUCGUUAAACAAAAGAGCCACUGAAAACUAUAGUGCUAAAAAAUAUUAUUAUUAGCUAUUUAAGAGUUUCUAAACAGAGUUACGAGAAUAUAAGUAAGAGCUACCACAAAAAGCUCGUUAUUAAAUUUCGACGAGAGAAGAGAGAGUACUUCGGAAAUAUCCAUACGGUGAUUAUCUACCAAGUGCUUGUCAUCACACUUCUAAUUAUUUUAACCAUCAAAUUAUAUCUGUUUUGCCAUUAAAGUGCCCCGAAAAUGUUAGCAAAUAAGCAUUUCAAAGUGCUGAUCGCGCAUACUGAUGUUCCCCCCGAGGGUCUAGAAGUCCUAAAGGAGAAAUGCGAAAUCCUUCAAGUGGAAAGCGAACCACCCAACAACAGGCUCGAGAUUCUGGAGAAGAUCAAGGGCGUUCACGCUGCCAUUUGGGGCGGUCGAGAUAUCCUCAAUGCUGAAAUUUUGGAUGCCGCUGGUCCGCAAUUCAAAGCGGUAUCCACCAUGUCCUCGGGAAUCAACAAUGUCGAUGUCCCAGAGCUAAAGAAGAGGGGUAUUCCACUGGGCAGUACUCCUGCGAUGCUAACUGUGGCGGUGGCCGAUCUGGCCGUGGGAUUACUAAUCGCUGCAGCUCGUAGAUUUCAGGAGGGUCGAAGAAAGAUAGACAGUGACAAUUGGGAUAAAGACCAUCUGGACUGGCUGCUGGGACAAGACAUUCGUGGCUCCACCGUGGGAUUCUAUGGCUUUGGAGGCAUUGGCCAGGCUGUGGCCAAGCGAUUAUCCGGAUUCGAUAUCGAUCGAGUGCUCUACACCACUAGGAAUCGUGUGAGUAAGGAAAUCGAGGAGCAAUUCAACGCCAAGAAGAUCGAUUUCGAUACUCUCCUGGCGGAAAGUGAUUUUCUUGUCAUUGCAUCACCAUUGACAAAGGAAACCCAGGGCUUGUUCAAUGCCAGCGCAUUUAAUAGAAUGAAGAGAACAGCAGUGCUGAUCAACGUUGGACGAGGCAAAAUUGUCAACCAGGAUGAUCUUUAUGAUGCCCUCAAAUCAAAACGAAUAUUUGCAGCUGGCCUAGAUGUUAUGGAUCCAGAGCCUCUUCCGUCCAAAGACAAACUACUGGCUCUAGAUAAUGUUGUGGUCACUCCACAUGUGGGCUAUGCCACCAAGAGAACGCGCAUCGAUGCUGCCACUUUGGCCUCGCUCAAUGUGCUUCGAGGAUUGGCUGGUGAACCUAUGUUGUCACCCGCUUAUUAAAAAGCAA